GUGCCUAUCUGUGUUGUAUACGUAAAUGGUUUGUCGAUUAUCUUUCAUUUUCACUUAAAAGUCAUGAAAGAAGCAUCUUCAAGGAUCAUCAUUAUUAUCAUCAUGAGCCAGGUGAACCAUACGCCUGCCUGGAAAUCAACGAAACACGUAUUCAUGCAAAACUGAGAAUAAUCAGGCUCGAUAUAUUUCUGGAUUUUACAAAAAUGGAAUCUUUAGCUCACAUCAAACGAGACAAUCAGACUUAUUACUGCUUCAUAGACGUGUGCGAAAAGAUUUUCACAGACACUCCAAAAAGCACCGUUAGAAACUGGCUAAAGUCCCUAAACAUCUCGACAACACCCUGUGCCACUUUGGAAGAGAGAAUUCACUUUCGUCGACGCAAUGCUUCUUUGGGUGCUACGUUUAGCCUUAUUCGAGAUGAAGACUUGACCCGUUUGAUGGCAUAUCGCAGUGAAGGUGCGAGAAAGCGAGCCAGACUUUCUCACAGUAGUUCUGCCACAAUUCUCGACGCUGCUGAUGUCGCCAGUCCGAGCCUCGCGACCACAGACAAUCCAAUUGUGUCUUACAAUCUCAGCGUCGAGUCAGACAGCGAUGAACAAGAACCACCUGUAGAAAAGAAAUUUAAAGAUGAAACGACGUCGCCGAAAAGAAAUACGUAUACCAUCGCAUUAGACAGCGCGCCUGAAAGAUUGAAGAAUGAGGUAAAAGACUUGCGCCAUUUCUACCUAAAAGCAUUGAACCACCAUCGUGCUGGGCCGCCGUUUUCAAAAACGACCGUCGACAAAAUGGUUGAAAGAGCCAUGAGCUUUAUGUACUUCUGCUUGAACGUGAAAAACAUUGCCAUGUUAACCUUAGAUCUAUUUAACAAUAUCGAACUCUAUACUAGUUACGUAGAAUAUUUAAAAGGGACCCGAAAUCUUAAACCCUCAACUAUAGUUGCGCAUCUUAUAAUCGGUAUAAACGUUUUGAAAUUUAAUUUGGCAAACUUUCAACCGAAUUCGCCCGACUCGGAGAAUGCAUCGCGAACCAUUUCAGCUUUACAAUCAUUUCAGCGACACUUUCAGCACGAAAGCAGCAUGAUAUCAAAACUUCAUAAGGAGGGUUUUACGAGCAAGGCAACUCAGCAGUUUUAUUUCGCGCACGUUUUAGAAACUCUUCGUAACAUACGCGAUAAGUAUUUGGAAACGCAUGGCUUGGAAAAAAGUAGGCACUUGCAUGAUUUUGUACUCUUGGCAACUUACUUAAGAGCCAUUCCUGGCAGGUCGAAAGAAUUAAGGACCAUGAAAUUGCAUAUCGAAGCGGACUGCGGAACUUUCGAUUUCACUUCGGUGGAUGGCGGUAAUUUUAUCGUAUUUCAAGAGGGCAAUAGCGUUGUAAUCGUGCAAUUUGAUUUCAAAACAUCAAAAAGUAUUGGGCCGACCAGAAUCGAUGUUUCCGAUGACGAAGAUCUGGUGUAUUACUUGCAAUUAUAUACUAAGGCAAGGCCAUCUUUACUGCUCGGCAAGUCGCAUGAUUUCUUCUUUCUCAACAAGCGAGGCGCGCCUUUUGAUAGCAGCAGUUCAAUUGCGAGGUACAUUGGCGAUAUUUUCAUGCGCGAGGUUUCCAUUCGAGCGAGCACUAAUGCGUUAAGGCAUGCUAUCAUCACAUAUUUCAGCACUUUGGACGACUCCAAAGAUAUAAAUGUUAGAAAAAGUCUUGCGCUUUUAAUGAAGCAUUCGGUCCGAUAUCAGGAAAGCACGUAUAACGAUUUAACACACCACGAGAAAACGCAAAAAGGCCGAGAAGUUAUCAGGGAAAAAAUUGCGUCAAAUAUCUUCGGUGAAGCGGAUUUUAUUGCAUUGCCUGACGAAAGCGAUUGCCAAAAUGAUUCCGGGGACGAAUUGUUACCAGCUGUCGGUGACAUUGUAGCACUGCUUGAUCCAGUUUCCACCAAAAAUCACAUUUCCUUUUUCAUAGCAAAAGUCGCGAGAUUCACGCAAAACAAGCAGCAAGCGCAUUUAAUUAGCAUGGAGCUUUUGCCGGAUUCCACAAAUUUGUAUAGACUGAAACCAGGCAGAACUUGGAAAGAGUCGGUUAAGGCGUUGGUUUUUCCUAUAGACAUCGUUUAUAAUGCGACAAGCAAAGCAUACGAGUUGCGCACGCUCUCUGAUGAUAUAUUCGACAUUGUUCAUGGUACGUCGAAAAAGUAAAAUCCAGAAAUAUAUCGAGCAUGAAAAAGUCAAAAUUUACUAGAGGGUUCCGUUGUAAUUAAUAUUCUUGUUCUGUUAUAAUCAUCAGUAUUCACUUGUUC
Dendronephthya gigantea is the source of this 2290-nucleotide messenger RNA. RefSeq lists its product as uncharacterized. Bases 204 to 2189 code for a protein of 661 amino acids. The transcript is spliced from 3 exons. Lineage: Eukaryota; Metazoa; Cnidaria; Anthozoa; Malacalcyonacea; Nephtheidae. The record is from RefSeq and is a predicted model, not a curated record.